Durusdinium trenchii is the source of this 643-nucleotide messenger RNA. Lineage: Eukaryota; Dinophyceae; Suessiales; Symbiodiniaceae. The record is from the annotation of a GenBank genome assembly.
GCUCGCCGUUGGCAACAACAGAGCCGCUUCGGCGCUGCCUUAGAUGUUGUGGUCGACAUUGCGCAGCGAGGCGGUAUGUGGGUCCUUGCGCUGAAUCUCCCAGGCUUUCUCUUCCCGCUUGUGGAGCUUAACGUUUUCGCAUGCACGCAUUCCAGUGGCAGCGAGUCAUGGAAGGUGACGUGUUUCGAGGAUGCUCCCAUGCUCGUGGCUGCCGUGACGUCAAACGUCUUCAAAUCGCCCUGCGGCGCAUUGAUGGUGGCUGGGCUGCAUUUCUUGCCACUGUGGCUUUGGCUCCGGCAGAGGACCUCCGCUAGUUUCCCGGGUUUCAACUUGGUGGGCUUCCUCCUUUGCAGCGGACGUCUUCUUGGUCUUGUGGUGGAAUUCUGGGUCCUCAAACGACACGUGGAAGGGCUGCUCCGUCCCAUCGAUGCGCUGACGAUCCGGAGCUGCGCCCACGUUUGAGUUGCCAGAGAUGGAGGUGUUGGAGCAACACACCUGGUGUGGGGCUGGUGUACUGCUUCGAGGUGCAGCAACAUCUAUAUAUUCGCCUCGUCCUGAUUCACCCUGUUGCAGGACUGUCAGCGCAUGUGAGAGCAAAAUGCGGUAGCCUUCACAUCAUAUAGAUUGACCGCACCAGAAAGCA